Molecule: messenger RNA, 1961 nt
Organism: Oryza brachyantha (malo sina)
Lineage: Eukaryota; Viridiplantae; Streptophyta; Magnoliopsida; Poales; Poaceae
Product: beta-1,4-mannosyl-glycoprotein 4-beta-N-acetylglucosaminyltransferase-like
Exons: 2
Coding region: 379-1557 (392 amino acids)
Biological process (GO): protein N-linked glycosylation; N-acetylglucosamine metabolic process
Cellular component (GO): membrane
Molecular function (GO): beta-1,4-mannosylglycoprotein 4-beta-N-acetylglucosaminyltransferase activity
Source: RefSeq, a predicted model, not a curated record
CUCCGUCUCUUCUUCUUCUCUAGUCACCGCGACGGCCACCCCACCUCCCUCGCCACGCCCACGCGCAAGCUCACCGCCGCAACCCCCACCCAAACGGCUAUAAUUACGCCCCCCAUGAUCUCCUCCCUCAUCGACCUCCCUCCCUCCUCUCCGCUCCACGCACCGUCCCUCCUCGGCGCACGCGGCCGGCUAGCCAGCCAGCCCGCCCACCCACCCACCGGCGAUCGCCGGGGAGAGGGCGUGCUCCGGCGGUAGCCCGACCGACCGGCGCGGCGGGCGCACCACCAUUGGCAGCGGGGCCGCGGGCGGGAGCUUAGCGCGUCCCCCCUUUUUGCUGACCCGCUGCUCCGCCUCCGCGCGUCCUUUGCCGCGACGGCGAUGGAGGCCGGCGGGUACUACGGCUACAAGAAGAACGACGGCGGCAUCUGCGGGGGCGUCUGCGGCGGCGGCAGCGAGCAUGGUUCAAAGGGGGUUCUGAGCAUGUCAAGGUUGAAGUGUGCACUUCGGCGGUUUGAUUUUAGGGCACUUCUAAUCCUCUUGAUCGGUGUGCCAACUCUAAUAUUUAUUAUAUAUGUUCAUGGUCAGAAGGUGACUUACUUUCUUCGACCGAUCUGGGAAAAGCCCCCAAAGCCCUUCAAUGUGCUACCUCACUACUACCAUGAAAAUGUCUCGAUGGCAAACCUAUGCAAGUUGCAUGGAUGGAAAGUGAGGGAAACACCACGCCGUGUUUUUGAUGCUGUGCUUUUCAGCAAUGAGCUUGAUAUUCUUGAUAUCCGUUGGCAUGAGCUUAGCCCUUAUGUGUCAGAAUUUGUGCUUCUUGAGUCCAACUCAACCUUCACUGGCCUGAAAAAGGAUCUCCAUUUCAAGGAAAGCCGCCAACGUUUUGAAUUUGCUGAAUCACGGUUGACCUAUGGUAUGAUAGGUGGAAGGUUUGUGAAGGGGGAGAACCCAUUUGUGGAGGAGUCAUAUCAAAGGGUUGCUCUUGAUCAGCUCAUCAAAAUUGCUGGAAUCGCAGAUGAUGACCUUUUGAUCAUGUCUGAUGUUGAUGAGAUUCCAAGUGGGCAUACCAUCAACCUCUUGAGAUGGUGCGAUGACACUCCUGAGGUGCUUCAUCUCCAGCUCAGGAACUAUCUUUACUCAUUUCAAUUUCUCCUUGACGACAAGAGUUGGAGGGCAUCAAUACACAGAUACCGGGCUGGAAAGACGAGGUAUGCACAUUUCCGACAAACAGAUGACCUUCUAGCUGACUCAGGGUGGCACUGCAGCUUUUGCUUCCGGUACAUAAAUGAUUUCGUCUUCAAGAUGCAAGCUUAUAGCCAUGUUGACCGGAUUAGAUUUAAGUACUUCCUGAACCCCAAGAGGAUUCAGCAUGUGAUAUGCCAAGGAGCUGAUCUUUUCGACAUGCUUCCUGAAGAAUACACAUUCCAAGAGAUCAUUGCCAAGUUGGGGCCAAUCCCUAGCACAUUUUCGGCUGUUCAUCUUCCUGCAUAUCUGUUGGAGAAAAUGGACCAGUACCGGUAUCUUCUCCCGGGCAACUGCAUGCGGGAAAGUGGCUAGGGAUUACAAUUUGCAUCAUGACCUGAUGAGCAUGGACAUUGCGGAUAUCUCUUUGGAGAGCACCGCGCCACAGCGGUUGUACCUGAUACGAUUUGUGCUGACUUAGUUGAGCGACCAGUUGAGCGGUUGGUUUGAGUUCAUAGUUUUGUAGCGUGUAAUUGGAAGGCCUAACAGCAUAGCGCAUGCUUAGGGUGCUGCGUGCUUUGUUUUCAUAGGGAGCUCGGCAGAGUGUGGUGUGUGCUUGCUUACCACCUGAGUUUAUUCAUUUGCCUCCAUGAUUGAUAUAUGAACUCAAACUAGUAUUGUACAUUGUGAACUGAGUGACACUAGAUCUGGUCCAACCUCAUGUUGUACAUUGCCAUUUUAGUACUUACCACUGAGAUACUAUCAUUUUCUCUUCUUUA